This is a messenger RNA of Manis javanica (Malayan pangolin), 2449 nucleotides long. RefSeq names its product gamma-aminobutyric acid type A receptor subunit rho2 (gene GABRR2). Gene Ontology annotation, molecular function: GABA-A receptor activity; extracellular ligand-gated monoatomic ion channel activity. The record is from RefSeq and is a predicted model, not a curated record. Gene Ontology annotation, biological process: monoatomic ion transmembrane transport. Gene Ontology annotation, cellular component: membrane. Lineage: Eukaryota; Metazoa; Chordata; Mammalia; Pholidota; Manidae.
GCCCAGGGUCAUUUGCUCCGCCGCAGUCACGGGGGAGCAGCUGGCGGCCCAGUAGACCUUCCCAGAAUGCCUCAUUUCACAAGACUCGUUUUCUUCUUGUUUUGCCUGAUGGUUCUCGUGGAAAGCAGAAAGCCCAGGAGGAGGAAGCGGACGGGGCAGCUGGAAACGCCCAAGCCGAGUCACCUGUAUAAGAAACUUGACGUGACCAAAGUCGGCAAAGGAAAGCCUCCGCCGCUUCUCCGAGUGGAGGACCACGACUUCAGCAUGAGGCCUGCCUUCGGAGGCCCUGCCAUCCCGGUGGGCAUGGACGUGCAGGUGGAGAGCCUAGACAGCAUCUCGGAGGUGGACAUGGACUUCACCAUGACCCUGUACCUGCGGCACUACUGGAAGGACGAGAGGCUGGCCUUCCCCAGCGCCAGCAACAAGAGCAUGACGUUUGACGGGCGGCUGGUGAAGAAGAUCUGGGUCCCCGAUGUCUUCUUUGUUCACUCCAAAAGGUCGUUCACCCACGACACCACCACCGACAACAUCAUGCUGAGGGUGUUCCCUGAUGGGCAUGUGCUGUACAGCAUGAGGAUCACAGUCACUGCCAUGUGCAACAUGGACUUCAGCCACUUUCCCCUGGACACCCAGACCUGCUCUCUGGAACUGGAAAGCUAUGCAUAUACAGACGAAGAUCUGAUGCUGUAUUGGAAGAAUGGGGACGAAUCCCUGAAAACAGAUGAGAAGAUCUCCCUGUCUCAGUUUCUGAUCCAGAAAUUUCACACCACUUCUAGACUGGCCUUCUACAGCAGCACUGGCUGGUACAACCGUCUGUACAUCAACUUCACCUUGCGACGCCACAUCUUCUUCUUCUUGCUCCAGACCUACUUCCCUGCCACCCUGAUGGUCAUGCUGUCCUGGGUGUCCUUCUGGAUUGACCGCAGAGCUGUGCCCGCCAGAGUUUCACUGGGCAUCACCACGGUGCUGACCACGUCCACCAUCAUCACGGGCGUGAACGCCUCCAUGCCCCGCGUCUCCUACAUCAAGGCCGUGGACAUCUACCUCUGGGUCAGCUUCGUGUUCGUGUUCCUGUCGGUGCUGGAGUACGCGGCCGUCAACUACCUGACCACCGUGCAGGAGCGGAAGGAGCGCGAGCUGCGGGAGAAGUUCCCCUGCAUGUGUGGAAUGCUUCAUUCAAGAACCAUGAUGCUGGACGGGAGCUGCAGCGAAUCUGAGGCCAACAGCCUGGCUGGGUACCCGAGAAGCCAUAUUCUCACUGAAGAAGAAAGGCAAGACAAAAUAGUGGCCCACCUGGCGCUGAACAGCGGGUCCAGCUCCUCCGGGAAGAAGGGGCUCCUGAAGGGCCAGAUGGGGCUUCGCAUCUUCCAGAACACCCAUGCCAUUGACAAAUAUUCCAGGUUGAUAUUUCCUGCCUCGUUCAUAUUUUUCAACUUAAUUUAUUGGUCGGUGUUUUCCUAGGGGCUUGGAGGCUGUGCCGGGAAGAGGGCAGAGACAUCUGUGUGGCUUGGCCAGCCAUCUGCACAUGGCCUUGCUGGCUGCACCCCCCUCACCCGGCAGCCCAGGUCCUGAACCCCCCUGGCGAUCCCAGGAGCCCUCCACCUGCCCUUCCCCGACUUCAAGGGUUUGCUCCUCAUUCAUGCUGUGUAUUUCGCCCCACUUCUCACCUCCUUAGGACUGUCUGCUUCUGUUCUUGUGUGUGAACAUGUUCACAAGAGCCCCCCUCCUAUAAAAACAUGAUUCAAAUGCCUCCUAGUCUUUCUGAGACCCUAAUAACUUAAGAUUUCAUUGUAAAGGGAAAAGGAGAAAUGAAGUGAGAGCUUAGGGGCAUUCUGGAGAGGAGAAAUUAGGGUGCCAAGUAGGAAUAAGAAAUUUGUAGCCCAAUCUGUGACCCCUCUAGAGGUCAAGCUAAUAACUCAGCCCAGAGCUCCCAGGUAAACAAAGGCCCUCCUACCAGGUGGGAUAUUCUAAGGGCUUAGCAGUUACUGCCAGGAGCUGGAGGCCAAGGCCCACACCUUUCUCUUGGCAAGGUUGAUCCCUGUCUGCAGAGCAAUCCCAUCAGUUUCUUGCUGCUAAUGUUAACUCCUGUGCUGCUGCGGUCAACACGCAGUAAACGCUUUAAGGCAUCCCAGCAUUAGGCACAGUGGAAUCCAAAUUAAGAAUAAGAGACAGUCCUAGUUCUCAGAGAGGACAUGUUAUACAGGUAUCUGUAAGUUAAAAAGUGGUAAGUGCUACAAUAAUGGUUCAAAGUAUAAAAGGAAUUUGGAGGAAGGGAAGAAUGAUUUCCACUGGGAAGACUGGAUCUCAUGGAGGAAAUAGCCUCUGAGUUGCCCCCAAAAGGUGGGGAUUUGGAGAAGAAAUGUGCUUGUUGGAUGGGGGUGAUCCAAUACGGUAGCCACUGGCCAUGUCUCUAUUUGAAUUUAGGUCAAUUAAAGUUAAAUAAAAUGAA